AAAAUAUAUAUAUAAUACAGGAAGGACGAUUCAAUCAAAAUUGUGAAAGCUUUUUCUCCACAAAUUUUGUUUUUAUGUGUUAUUUAUUAAAAAGUAGAUCUUAAUUUAAUGACUUAAGAUACAAAUAGUUAUUGUAAAUGUUGUAGAAAGCAUUGUGUUAAAUUCUUCAAAUUAUGGAGUAUCAUUAUUCGGAACUAUGUAUGCCAGCAGAGCAUCUUUUACCUGAUCCAUAUGCUGCUGAGUUUUCGCCGCAAUACUUGCUGCCUACACAAGAAGCUGAGUAUGAAGUCCGUAGUAGUGUACUGGUGGAUGGUGGGGACAGAUUUGGAGUGUCUGCUGUAGUUUUUGACAAAUUUGAAGAGUUGAUAUGGAUGGGAAAUCAGGGUGGUCAUGUAACGUCAUACUAUGGCUCAAAUAUGCAAAAGUACACAUCUUUUCAAAUACAUGAGUCAGAGGAAGUGAGAGAUAUUAUAACUGUUGAGCAAGGAAUUUAUGCUCUGACAAAAACCACACUUCGACAUCAAAUACGUAGAGGCAUCCCAAAGCACACUUUUAGAUCAAAUAAUAUGGUAGACAUGCAGUGCCUGUUUCAAGUCAGUCCUACUAAGCUCUUAAUGGGUGGACAUCAAAACAAAUUGCUUGAUUUAGAUCUUAAUAAAAUGGCAGAGAAUAUUAUUCCCAUUCAAGAAGAAGGCUGCGCUGUACUCCGUAGUGGGGGAGGAUCGUUAGUUGCAUGCGGCAGCGCCAAUGGUAUGGUCGCUCUGCGUGACAUUCGGACACCUGGUGCUGCUGAGCAUAUCUUCAGGGCCCACACUGCUUGCCUAUCGGAUCUGGACAUGCAAGGCGACUUACUUAUAACGUGCGGUUUCACACAAUCAGUCGGUGGUGUGGCAGUAGCUGAAUCGUACAUAAUAGUAUGGGACGUCCGCUGUCUCCGUGGCAGCAACACUGGCACAGAGUCCGCAUGGUCUAUUCAGACAGCGUCUCCACCGUUCUUGCUCCAUUUCCUGCCGGCUUUCUCUGGGAGGGCAGUUGCUUUGUCUAGUGACGGUCACGUGGCAUUGCUGCACGUGAAUGCGCCUGACGAGGCACAAUCUGUAUUUCAAGUGGAAACUCAAAAUUCCUUAUGCAGUGUGAUGGAUGUGUCAUCAACUAGCCAAGCCUUAGUCUUUGGCGACCAAUCAGGACAUAUACAUUUGUUCUCGCCACAACACAACCAUGAGCCUGUCUUUAAUAAUUUUUCCAGAGAAACAGAAUUUGCGGACCAAGUAGCCGGUUUGCCGUACGUUGGUUUCAGCGAUACUACAUUCCAGUUCUCAUCAGUGCCUUUGCCUCCGUUGACGACUGGCGACAAGUGGUUUAAUGUGCUGCCAGAGGAGUUCUUCAAGAAAGUUUAUCGGAAAACAAAGCCGAUAGAUCCAGAAGUACUGAAAACAAUGAAAAUGCAAGGCCCUAUCGGGUACGCACCAAACCCUGGAACGUUUAAAAGAAAUCAGGUACCAUACAUUGAAGAUACGCUAGAGGAUUUGAACACAGCUAAACAGCAAGUUGACAACAAGCUCACAAAUCAACCGGUGCCCAAACACUACCAAAAGAUGGACUUACGGUACAACAAGCACGGGUCAAACGAAGAUUUGGAGGAGUACAAUAAAACUGGAUUCCCCAGCCUGGAGUCCACGAUACCCAAUUCCUAUUGUAAUUCUAUGCUCCAGGUACUAUAUUACAUGCCACCUGUAAAAGCCGCGUUACUUGCACACACGUGUGGUAAAGAGUUCUGUUUAAGCUGUCAGUUGGGUUUUCUGUUCAGGAUGUUGGAUAAUUCAGGUGGUGUUCCGUGCCAAGCGACCAAUUUUCUUCGUGCAUUCCGCACAAUACCAGAAGCGGCUGCUCUCGGAUUGAUAUUACCUGACCGCGGCUCAGAUUCAAGAGUGGAUUUAGUGGCACUAAUACAGAGCUGGAAUCGUUUUAUACUUCACCAAAUACACUACGAAUUGCUGGAGGUACGCAAAAAAGAGAAAGCACUAUUAGCGCAAAAUGCGAACAGUCCACCGAAGGCGCGACUCAGCAAUGCGACCAAAAUGAGGCCACAGAAUAUCAACGGACAGUACGACGAGUAUCAGUAUACCGAGCUGGAGUUUCUUGGCCCUUCCACGGAGUUCGAACAAGAUGGUGAGAGGGAGGAAGCCUGGCAAGGACUUGGCAGAGAUGACGGUGCAAGUGAGGAACAAGUGCACAACAACGAAAACCACGAGUUAUCUAACAAUCAACAGUCAGAACGGGAGGAAUCUGAAAUAUCUCAACUAUUCGCCAUAGGACGACACCAACUGAACAGAUGUCUCAAGUGUAACAAAGAGGAAGAACGCGAGUCGGUGGUGUUAGCGUGCGCGCUCCAGUACCCAACUGUGGCUGGACGCGACGGCGCUGGCAGUAGUGGUGAGGUCCGCGGUGGGUUCGUGGAGCUGGUGCGAGCGUCGCUAGCCGCCCGCCGAAGCACGCCUGCCUGGUGUGAGCAGUGUGGUCGCUUCACCCCCACCACCCUACGCGGGCGAAUCGUCAGACUACCGCCGAUUUUAGCUAUAAAUUGUGGAGGAGUAACAGCACAUGAAAAAGCAUAUUGGUCAAAAGGAACUCAAAAAGAUACGCCGGAAGUGGUUAAGCGAGGCGGUAGCGGUAAACCAUGUCGCUAUGGCUUACACUGUGCGCGACCAGGCUGUAGAUUCAAGCAUCCUGAUAGACCGCCAUCAAGCCAGGCGACUUCAUCCAAGAGCCCUCAGGAAUCGCACUGUAUAUUGCCUCAACAUUUGCUAAUUAGAUUGCAGUCUGAUGGUGACGUUAUUAUCAAUGAUAAGGUUGACCAAUCGCCCGCAGAACCUCACACGCCCAUCAACAGACCGGACAAACAUAAAAAGAAGCAAGUGACCACGCAGUCAGAAGAGGAGUACACCUUGUCCGCGGCCGUAGUUUGCGUCGAAGACAACCCUAAAAACUUGGUCGCGUAUAUACAAACAGGGAAGGAUGUAGAGCCGCAGUGGCAUAUGUUCAACGAUUUGAGCAUAGUGCCAGUGAGCUCUGAUGAGGUCCUACAGUUCAGCGCGUGGUGGAAGAGUCCCUGUGUGUUGUUCUACACGACAGCGAGCGUUAUGCACGUCCCAACCGAGCCGAGCUCAUAGCCGAUAGCGUAUGGACCUUAUAGUGAUGGAAUGACUAUGGGCCCAUACGAAUUAACAGGAAUUUAUUACUCGAUUUCAACCGAGGAUCACUACGAAUAUAUUAAUUAAAUACAAUAGUUCUAUCUCAGAACUCUAGAAAUUUGAAUGAACUCAACACCACUUGAGAUGUACUGAACAAACAUAUUUUAAUUGUGAUAAAUAAGUAAGAAUCGUGUGUAAUGUAAAGCAAAGUUUACGGCAAAGUGAAAUAAUAGUUAUAAUGUAUUUUUGCUGACAUAUACCCCUAUACUUAAAAUUACUUAAAAACUAAUUAAGCAAUAAAUUAACGGGGUCUUUUAUUUUCAGAAUACAUACGAGUAGAUAGGUAAACGAAGUUUGAAACAUAGUACGAACGGAACAUACUGAUGGUUUCCAAAUGUUACUAUAAAUAAUAGUAAGUGAAUAAAAGUGAA
This is a messenger RNA of Galleria mellonella (greater wax moth), 3622 nucleotides long. RefSeq names its product PAN2-PAN3 deadenylation complex catalytic subunit PAN2 (gene PAN2). Lineage: Eukaryota; Metazoa; Arthropoda; Insecta; Lepidoptera; Pyralidae. Gene Ontology annotation, biological process: nuclear-transcribed mRNA poly(A) tail shortening. Gene Ontology annotation, cellular component: PAN complex; P-body. Gene Ontology annotation, molecular function: protein binding. Bases 174 to 3170 code for a protein of 998 amino acids. The transcript has 22 exons. The record is from RefSeq and is a predicted model, not a curated record.